Molecule: messenger RNA, 8556 nt
Organism: Zootermopsis nevadensis
Lineage: Eukaryota; Metazoa; Arthropoda; Insecta; Blattodea; Termopsidae
Source: RefSeq, a predicted model, not a curated record
GCAUGCAGUAUUAGUACGAGCGCGUGUGUGUAUGGGUCUGUUCCAAAUUUCACCCACCACUCGCUCGUUGGUUGUACAAACAGAGACGUAGCGCUGUAGAGAGGUAGUAGCAGUGUCCGUAGGAUCCUUGGUCAGAGAGGACGGACUCGCUAUCAUUGCUCAGUACCCCCUGUGACGUACAAGGAGCGAAAGAGACCCUUCCCCCCUCCUCCUCCCGCCGUGUGACAGCAUUGACAGAGGUAACUUGGCGUUAGUAACAGAGCGCGAAGAGUGAGUGUAGGACGUGUUGUAGGUUACAGCGGCCAGGUUUUAAGUGAUAAGUGCUUCAGUAUUGAAGAGUGCACGUGGUUGAUAUAAGAUAACUUGUUCUAGCUGUCAGAAUUUGAAAUAUGAGACACUGAAGUUUGUGAUGAAUGAAACAGGGCGGCACUGCAAGACUUAUUUAAAUCCGGAUUCAAACCAGUUUCUUCUGAUGGCAACAGGAAGAUAGAACUUGUUGGAAAGUAUUUAAAAAAUAAUAGGUUGAGAGUGUGGAAACAAGACUGAACCAAUCGAAAACUUGAGUUUUAAGAAGACAUUUAUUUAUAAUUUACACUUGGGAUAAUUUUUAAUUGUGUGUUUUGUGUUAACCUAUAAAUUAUCAUAGACAGUGUUCAUCGCCGGGACAUAAAAAGUAACUAAUCCCGUCUCCUAUUUUGUCGUCAUUGUAUUCUAACAGGACCCGACGUCCUGUUAACACAAAAGAAGUUGCAGGUUGAAGAUCAGCAAGGCUUUGUGCUUUGCCAAGUGUGUUGUAGACAAGACUUGUCGAUACAUUUGUGAGAAUUGUCUCCUGUGCCUCUGAGAUGUAACAUUAAACACGUUUGGUUUCUGUCUUCGUUUUGAGUGGAAACAGAAUCGGUAAAGACACUGAACACUUCGACUUAAUUGUUCCGAGACUUGCAAAAAAUCACCGAAAGAUGUCUCACAAGAGAAAACCCAACUUACACAAGGACAGCGUAUCGACACCAGAGCCUGACGUUACAGAUGACGACCAUUUCCCAGGACGUAAUGGUGAUAUGAGACUAACUGAUGACCGAGAAAUGUCGGGUGAUGACGUGGCUGGGUUGUGGACAGGCUAUCAUAAUGCUUUGGGACUCAAGAAGUCCACACCUCCCGGUGCCAGAGAACAGUCGAGCCCUCUGCUAUUAACCCAGGAGACAUGUUCAGUCCAUGACGAAACUUCAUCAAGCGGUAACAAAGAGGAUGAAGAUGAUGAUGAAGACGAAGGGGAGGACAAGAUUGAUCCACAUCAGUACGAUCCAGAGCGUCUCAAGGCCUUCAAUAUGUUUGUUCGGCUGUUUGUGGACGAAAACCUGGAUCGCAUCGUGCCAAUCUCAAAACAGCCGAAGGAGAAGAUCCAGGCAAUUAUCGACUCGUGUACUCGACAGUUUCCAGAGUUUGCGGAGAGAGCACGCAAGCGAAUUAGGACCUACCUCAAAUCGUGUCGUAGAAACAAGAGGUCCAGGGAGACCAAUGGAGCCUGGGAUGCUGUAAGGACUACACGGCCCACGCCGGCGCAUCUUACUUCAGUUCAGGCAGAGCAGAUUCUGGCUCAAGCCUGCGAGAAUGAGAGCCACAAUGCCAAGAGGAUGCGACUUGGUCUUGAACCCGUCAGCCAGCCACUGCCUCUUCUACCAUCCACCGCUACUGAUAGUCGGCCGUCAUCCAUGGACCACUACUCAUCUCCUGUCGUGGUGGCCAGUGACGCAUCAACUAAGCCUACUCUGUCUACAACCGCCGCUCCCACCAUCAAGUCUGAGCCGCCACCGCUGCACCCUGUAGAUACAGGUUUAUCGCCGGCUUUCAACCCCGCUGCUUCUGUGGGCGUCAAGAAUGCGGUGUCUUCCAUCGAUGCGAUGACCAAAAGCGUGAACACGACAGCUUCAGUUGGAACAGCGGUCAAUGGGAAUACUACGUCGUCUGCCGCCGCACCUACGGCUCUGUACAGACCCAACUUCAGCCAGGCAUUUCAGCGCGCUGCUGCUACUGGACCUUACACUAAUCCGUUGUUCCCUACCCCCCCAUUUGGUUCCGGCAGUAUGAUAAGCAACGGGCCGACAGAUCUCAGCAUGAAAACAAAACCUCUACUAAGCCACAAAUUGAACACGGCUGAGAUGGCAGCAGUGCGGCAACUUAUAACAGGUUACCGCGAGUCAGCUGCUUUCUUGCUGCGCUCUGCUGAUGAGCUUGAACAACUUCUUCUUCAACAGCAGUAAGCACUUGCAAUCUGACAACUGUUUAAAUGUUGUAAAGCGUUGCGUAACGCGCUUAAACAGCAGCAAAUACUGAAACUGUGAAGGUAAAUACUUAGUGACGUUGAAAUUCAUUUCCCCGCACACACAUUGAGGUGUUCUUUAUCACUUUGAUAUUUUCUUUGUGAUUUUUCUGCCGAAGUAAAGAGACCGCAAAUUGACGACCGAAUUUAUUCCUGUUACUAGUGACAAAAACAGGUAUUUGGCUGUCAGAUAUUCUUCUGCAUACUUGGACUGUUGUGGUAUUGCGUUAUCUGCAGCGUAUGAACUAUAUGAGAGGCCCCCAUAAAGCAUGCCAUGUUAAAAAAUGCAGAAUUACUUCGUAAAGUGCGUUCAUAAGCGUGCUUGAAAGGUGAUUGGUGAAUCACGUGUUUUUGGCUUCACAGACAGUGCGAUGAAGCGUAUUUAUUCAGUUGAAUGACAGGAUUUGAUGCUGUUGCAGAAUUGCAAUUGUAGUAGCUGAAUAAAUGUUGAUGUACUAAAGCAGAAGAGGUGUUACGUGAAUGUAGAUGAUGCAAGUCUCAAAACAUAACGGUUCAUCAUUUAUGUGUGCGAACUGUGAUGAGCAGGUGAUGCUAACUCUUCUUACUUAUUGGCAGUCGACCUCGUUCUAACCUGUAAUUCUAGAAUAAUUUCAAUUAUAAUUACAAGGAGAACAUUUUUCUUAUAAAACAAAAAAUGUGUUAUUUUGAUUCCAUGACAUUUUAGAAAAAAAAUGUGUCACCUACAGAAAGACUAUAAAUUUCUACUCUUAAGUUUUGUGUUUGUCUCGUGUUAUCUUAUUUUAAAUUUUACUUCACUUUAAUAGUGGGAGAUAAAAGUACUGCACCAGCAACUUGUUCCUUGUUUUUUUUUUAUAUAUACUUUACAAUGGAUUGAAGACAUUUUCACUGUUCCUUUAAAUGUUGCAUUCAAGCUGUGGAUCCAAGAGGAGACUGCACAAAGUAUUCCUAUGUAAAGUUUGAGUGGAUAAAGCCUUUAGAAGAGCAAAUUUAUUUUCACGGUAGAAUAGUAAACUGGAGUCGCUACUGGACACGUCAUGAUGUGAACCAAGAUCCGAGUAAAAGCCUCGUGUAAUAGAGCUUGUAACUUGAUUUCAGUUUACCUGUGAUCAUGUAAGCCCUAUGAGAUUUCAUGUUUCUUUAUAUCGAUGAAUUAAAUUUUAUUGGUAAAGUCGAGGGUGAAAACUAAAUACAUAAAAUGUAACCGACGAAUUAUAUAUCAGUAGAAAAUUUAACAUUUAUAAAUAUAUAUAAAUCUAAAACAAAUUAAAAAUAAAUAUAUCUAUAUUUCAAAUUGUAUUUUUCCUCCUCUCAAUUUUGUGUUGAAAUGUGUAAUUUUUGUAGUGGAAGUUGAUCGUACCAAAGAGGAUGUACAUAAUUAUUAAUUAUUAGCAGUGUUUUAUAAUUGGACCACAUCUGUCAUUCUGUCUGUAUAUCUCUGUCGAUGUACUAUGGUUCGUGUUCAUUUUUUAAGAUGAUUGGUUAUUCACAGAUUAUAUAUAUAGUAUAUACAUAACCUAGUUUUCAAAAUACGGGACAGUUUUCUGGUUUACAAGGUACGCACGCAAGGGAUAAAUUACAAUGGAGUGUGUGUCCAGUGCAGUUAUUGAAGCCUGGAGUUUAUUUUCUGGUUUACAAGGUGUAAAAAUUGAGUUUAAACAAAACUAUAGAAAAGUGUAAUUUACUUAUAACCAAAGACGAACACUUAUCAGUGCUUCGGUCACGAUACAUGAUAACUAGCUUCAAAGAUGUAGCAAUGGGUGCUGUUGGAUAGACGUAAUGGAAAUGGCUUUUGAAUUAUGUGUUUAUUAAACGGAAUCUUCACCUUAGGAUAACUCAAUACGAUCUGCACUGGAUUAUUAUAAAUGUUAUUAUUACAUUAAUAUUUAUCCGAAGCCCUUAUUGUCAGAUCCUAUGGACAGUUUUUACAUGUUAUUUUUGAAUGUCAUUGUUAAAAAAAAUUUCAAAUUAUUGUAUUACUAUCAUCCUGUACUUUCUGAUUGUACUUAGAAUUACCAGAGUUUUCAACACGAGUGGAAAUUAAAAUCCAACGUACACAGUUUACGUGUUAAAAAUAUGAUUGAAUGAAUUUAACAUUUUAUCAAAAAUUCUGCUGGUGCCUGAGUGAACGUGUAAAACAAGAAUUGUUUUAAAACCCAGUUUGAUGUUGGUGUUCCAGCAAAAUUAACUGCGGCUAUUACGUGUAAUUUAGGUAACUGACGUUCAGUGACGCUGAAUUAUCGUCACGACAAAGUGCUCUUCUGAUGCAGCGCUGUUCUCAAGCAAAUGCCGCACAAGUUGUCUCCCUAAGAAAAUGCAUUGAAACGUGAAUUUGGAAUAGUAGAAAACUUUUUCUCGCAUCAAAGAUUAAUUGUAUUAAACAUUGAAAUGGUUAUUUUUAUGUGGUAAUUUUUUGCUGUUAAAUUUUUUUUAAUGCUGGAGUGGAAAGCGAUACACGUUUUAAAAAAUGAGUUCCUGUUAGUAAAUAUACGUGUUGGUAGAUCUGUACUUGUUUUUGUAUUUGUUGACAACAUUUUAAUUGUGUGUGUGUGGUUAGGUCAUAUGAUUUAUGUAGUUACUUCAUUUCAGUACAGCUUUGUGCAUAAUUUUGCUCGUUUUCAUCAUAGCAUUUGAUACAACAUUUGUGAUAAGCCAUAGAAUUUUAAUAUUAUCCUAAAGUAUGAAAACAGGCUUUUGUGUACUAUUUAUGCCAUAAUGCAAUAGCCCGACACCAACUCGACGACCAUUUGCUCCGUAAACCUAUAGUUAUUAAUAAUUGUAGGUUGUAGAUUCGGAAUCUUACCCUCUCCUGGCCGACAUCCCUUCAUCAGGAGCUAGCUCUUUGUUGGAGGAGGGGGUUAUGUGAUCGAAAAUUUAUCAGCUGUUCUCUGAGCGUGCAUAAUACUGUCAUCAGUGAUGUGAAGAAAUGAUAAAAUAUUCUUAUAAUGAUUCUGGGACGUAGCUUUCAGAAAUAUAUAAGUUUCAAAAAUGAUUUUAUUGGUUCAGUUAAGUUUGAGACUAGAUUUUUCUAUUAUUCGCAUCACAAAUAUCGGUUUUCGUUGCUGGCAUCGUUACUGGAAUCUGCGUCUGAACAAAUUCAUGUUUUUGGUGUGAGCAGUACAAAUAACUUGACAGGCUUACAAGUUCAUUUGAUCACACACACAUAUUCAGAAAAAAAACCUUUUAUAAUAAAUGUUUUCGCAAUUGACAACACGUCGGUGUGUUGAAUGUCUGCGUCAAGCCCUAAGUUAGCUGUAAAUUGGGGGAAGAGGUGGCGAUAAUUUGUUGAUAUUUUGUGUGUUGCGUCCACUGAAAUGCCGCUGAUAAUGAUAAUUUCAGGGAAAUCAAAUUUUGAAAUUAAAUAAUGUUUGGAAUCUUCAUUGAACCGUGCACCAGUUAUGUUAUCGGAAAUGUCGUCUUUACUUGCCAUAGUGGGAUUUUUGUUCAUGACACAUAUAACGUCAAAAUACGAGUUUAUUGAAACAACAGAUAAUAGUGACGGGGGAGAACCAUGAAACACAGGAUCAUGGCUAUGGAAAUAUUGAUACAUCUGCUGUGAUCCCACGAUGAACUGCGUGGUGACGAUGAUGCUCGAUGUAAUCUUUGAGUGAAAAGUUUUCAUUCACAUCCUGCUAUUGCGGGAUUCUUAUAUAGGAUUUCGGGUUCUCGUAGCGGUGGGUAUGAAGACGGUUUUCUUCUGGGUUGUAGUUCCGUGUUGUCUGGUAGACGCUUACCAGUGUUUCAGAGGUCCUCGCUGCCUUCGUCAUCAGGGCGAUGAUGUUGGUGGUAACAGUCACCUCUGCAGCUGUAAAUAGUGUACAUGAAAUUCAUAUUCAUGAUUGAAAGUGGCCUUAGGUAAGACAUCGGUUCUAUUGCAAGCAACAUUAGCGUUGCUUAACUUCCUAUUUCUCUUUAAAUCAAAUACCCCACUAAGGCACAGUAAAUUAAUUAUGGAAUGGUUUUAUUUAUUGUGUAAUGGAUUGGAUUAAAUUAUCAAAUUAGGUCGCAAAUGUGACUGUAACAGGAAGGCAUCAAGGAUAAUUUAUAUUCUUGUUUUAUUAGCCGUCAUCCUUUUCACCCCAGCUGUACUGAAAGAUACUUUUAUCGAUGAUAAAUAAUGAGAAUAAAUUACGAAUUUAGUAAGCAAUUUCUAGGCAACGCUUCAACUUGAGCUAUAUUUAUAAUACUUUUUUGUCUCCUUAAAAGAGAAACUCUUAAGAAACUGGAGUGUCUUCAUAGUAAAGUAUUCUUAGUUUUAAGAGCACGGACGUACAAUUAAAUAUUACAAGACAAAAAUAAUUGAAUUGAUUCUAGGGUUUAAUAAGUAAUUCCUUAAGUCACAUAAUUGAAAGUAAUUAGAAUAUGAAAAUUGCUCAAUUUGAAGUUGCUUGAAAAAUUGUUUGCAUACUGGUUAUUCGAUUUAAAGUUAAAAAGCAAGUUUCAUUACCUCAGGACGUAAGAUUAAACAUUAUUCAGGCCUUAAAUGCAUUUCGAAAUUAAUGUCGUACUGUUUCACAAAGGCAGAAAAUGUGGAAUUUACAUAGAGCAAACACCGUUACUUGCGUAGUGUGUUUGGUCAAUUUUCUGAGAGAGUGAAACUAUAAUGUUGCUGUUUCCUUUUGUAGGUGACGUAAAUGUGAAGUCUAUAGAUCUUUCUUAUGACCUUGUCAUGUGAUCAAAAUCAUUUUUAAUAUAUCUGACAGACAUCAAUGUAACUUCGAUCUACAGUAGUUUUUACCCGAUUUCUUCCCCCUUUAAUGCUCAUCCUGUAGUUACAUAACUUGUGUAAACAUUUUCAGCGUAUCUUUCUUCCACGUGUUAACCAUGUUGAUCGUCCUAAUCUGGACUUUAUUCAUGAUCCAUCGCCAUGUUAUUUGUAAUAAAUUUUCCUUUUCUGUAUUUGAGCACAUUUGUGCUGGUUCGACCAAGAUUUGCUUGUGUUCUGCUUUAACGACCCUAAAAUAUGCAGAAUGGAAUGAAAUAUUACCAGUUAGAUAUCAAUUGAAAGUGCAGAUUAUAAUUUGUAUCAAAGAAUACAUUUCUGAGAAUUGUUUUUUUAUUUCAGAGAAAUUUAACAAGAGCGGAAAGAUUUAUUAUUUGGAGUACGCUAACAUUUCAAAGGUGUUUAUCGUGCCACAUUGUGUCACUGUUGCACUAAUGCAGUCCUAACCCUUUUUUUGUGUCUUUAUUUCUUUCACUGUGACCCCAGGUAAUUAUUGUGCAAGUCUCUUCCAGCAUUGUUCUAAUGUCAUUUAUGUAUAACAUGAACCCUUUGAUCCUAUUGUUGCACACCAAGGGGUUGCAACAAUGGGACUUUUUCCUGCCAUUCCUGCAAGAAAUGUGACAGACGUGUAUUGGACCAUAAGGUGUUAUUUACUCUCACUAGAGUGUAAAGUACGCAUAAAAAUUAGAAUUUGGUUUAGGUAUUCCAUACAGAUUAAAAAUUGUAUUAGAUAAUUUUCAAAUAUUUUUUCUGUUUUUUUUUUAAAAAAAAAAGUUCCGUUUUGGUGAAGAUACUUGAAUUUACAUUUUCAAAAUUGCUGUUUCCAAUGUUAUGAAUGUGUAAAGCAUUUCAAUUACUGUUACUAUAGGUCAUUUUUCAUAUACACUUAGCAGCAGUGACUCAUCGAAACAGGAAAAUAAUAUUUGUACCCAUACUGAACUUCUCUGACACUGGGGGUCAUAACUUCUUCCUCAUAACCUUUGCAGAAGUACAAACUAAACAGUUUUAAUUCAUUAUUCCACAUGUACCUAGCUGUAGGAAAUUUUAUUCUUAAAGUUUUGUCCAGUAAAGCAAACCUGAAUAUAUGUUCAUUAUUGUGUAUUGCAUGCCCCCCCCCCCUUUUUCAAGCAAAAACAUCGUGGCAGUAUUUGUAACAAUUUAAUUAUAAUAUCAUAAUCCUGUAAAACGUCAUAAUUUACGAACUGUUGUCAUGUUGAGCUCGGAUAAGGACAAAAACAAGCAUGUUUUGAAUUAGCGUACGUAAAAAUCGAGUGCUAAUUUUGAAAUGCCAGUGUUGCUAUCAUCAUAUUUGCUCAAAGCGAUGCUAAACUGAAAGAAUGGGAUGGUAGACAGUUAUUUGUUUGUAACACUUCCUCACACAUGCUUGUAGUCAAUGCUGUGUGCAAGAUUUUGUUUUGGUACUGAACUUGUUUGUUCUAACUUCUCCAUAUGUUGUAUUUCUUUUAUUUUAAAUUUGCACAACAACUGUAACACUGCCAGUAGAAACAAUGCAGAAAUAAAUGUUAUAAUUAAAAUA